AUGGCUCGUCAUCAAUCAAGCUCUCCUACACCUAUAUUUGAGACUGUGCAAACUUUAGCUAAAGGUACAGAGAGACUGGUAUAUGAAGUUAUACUUUUGAGUAUUGAGAAUCGUAUGCUUCGAAGAGCAAAUGAGGUAUUAAGUAAACGUCGAUGUGCUAAAAAAAUUCAACUACGUAAUGGAGGAGUACUUACUGGACAAGAAGCUGAAGAUAUAUUAUCACAAUAA
Sclerotinia sclerotiorum 1980 UF-70 is the source of this 228-nucleotide messenger RNA. RefSeq lists its product as hypothetical. Bases 1 to 228 code for a protein of 75 amino acids. NCBI's taxonomy places the organism in Eukaryota, Fungi, Ascomycota, Leotiomycetes, Helotiales, Sclerotiniaceae. The transcript has a single exon. The record is from RefSeq and is a predicted model, not a curated record.